This is a messenger RNA of Megachile rotundata (alfalfa leafcutting bee), 3003 nucleotides long. RefSeq names its product space blanket (gene spab). The record is from RefSeq and is a predicted model, not a curated record. NCBI's taxonomy places the organism in Eukaryota, Metazoa, Arthropoda, Insecta, Hymenoptera, Megachilidae.
UUCAUCGAGGACUUGUUGAUCCCGGGAACAGACAAGACAGAUCCUUCUGGUCCUAUCGAAACACCGGCCAACUGUUAGGGUGACUAGGAAUCUCAGGUUCAAGAAACAAGCAAAGAUGCACACGUGUUUAGCAGUAACCAUCGUCCUCGCGAUCACGAUGCACUUCGGGGUCGAAGGAUGGGGUGGUUUGUUCAACCGUUUUAGCCCGGAAAUGCUAUCGAACCUCGGCUACGGAAGUCACGGCGAUUACAUGGGCAAAGCGGGACUGUACCAGCGACCAUUAUCCGCCGGUUACGGAAACUCUUAUGGGGAUUCGUUGGAAGACGUCGUACCUUGCUACGAGAGAAGGUGCACGGCUAAUGAACACUGUUGUCCUGGCUCUAUCUGCGUGAACGUUGAUGGAGCUAUGGGUCACUGCGUUUUCGACCUGGGGCAGAAACAGGGAGAAUUAUGCAGGAACGAUAAUGAUUGCGAAACUGGACUGAUGUGUGCUGAGAUUGCUGGGAGCGAGACACGAUCCUGUCAACCACCGAUGACUUCUAAUAAGUUGUAUAACGAGGAAUGCAAUAUGUCUGGGGAAUGCGAUAUCACUCGAGGUUUGUGCUGCCAGCUUCAGAGGCGUCACCGACAAACGCCAAGAAAGGUUUGUGCAUACUUCAAAGACCCUCUUGUGUGUAUCGGCCCAGUAGCGAUGGACCAGAUGAAGUCCGUCGUGCAGUACACUUCCGGUGAGAAACGUAUCACCGGACAGGGAAAUCGAAUUUUUAAACGAGUUCCUUUCGCCUAAGAAUUUCACACCACUGAGAACGGAAGGAGUGUCUACAUAAAAUCAAAUUCUGCUCCUCGAUAUUGAAAGAGAAAUAAGUCUUUCGAAAUUCUUCUGGUUCCUGAUUCUCCCGUGCCACGGUGUUUCAUAGUUUUCAUCAUGGCGGACGUGGUGGGAGAAUCGGGAAACAAACGCGCCUUCCAAAUCGUUUUUCUUUAAAUAUUACGACUGACAAACACAUAUCAUAAUCAUAAGGUAAUGUAUCAAGGUUUAUUAACGAACAGCGUGUACAGGGUAUUUCGAGAAGAAAAAAUUAAGCGUUUCCUUUUUUUCAUUCCUUGAACGUUGUUUUCGGGCGGAGAAUUAGAAUUUUACAAAUUGAAUAGGAAUUGAAUAAAUAGAACAUAGACGACGAUAGCGGUAGAAACGAUAGUGUCUCUAUUUCUCACGAACGUAAACGAUAAUUAAUAAAUACGAUUAGAGUGUUUAGUUUGUUAGCUCAAUAGUUCUUUUGUAUUUAAAGAAAUGACUGAAAGAGUGGGUUUUUCGCCCUGUACACGAACUUUUCCUGAAUUUAUUCUUAAGACUUCUCAGCACCGUCUUUAGAUACACCAGGCCCGGACUCGGGGACUUGAUUUCUCGAAAAUUUGUAAGAAUUAAUUAUAUUAAAUAAAAUGCUUUUUUAAACGAUUAAAGUGCGAAUAAGUAGAAAUUGGAAAUCCUAUUCUGGCGAUCCUACAGGCCUGGGCCUUGUAAUCCUAAAGACGGCUCUGCUUCUCGAAUUAUUCGAACGCACACGGAAUAUGCUUUCUCAUUCUGUUUCUUGAAGAAACGUUAAACAUUCUUGUUAUCAGUGGUAGUGGAAAGAAGUUUAGAACGACAUUAUUUCCAUCGUAUGGUCAAUGUUUCAUCUGAAUUUAAUCGGAAUAAAAAGUUUAAACAAGCUUCGUCGGUGUCUAACAAAACUUCUAUGCAUCAUCGAGUCGUGACGAUUUGAAAGUAUUUUAAUUACGUAUCAUGACACUCUGCUUGUCGUAGCGUAUAUUCCAAAAGAUAAUUGAAAGUAUACGUGUGUACGUAGACAUAUUAAGUAGGAAAUGGUUUCUUUUCGAACGUGAGAAUCGCACAAUUGAACGCUUAUCACGGAAAUCGCUCUAUCGGGUUCGAUUAUUAAAGCGAUAUCGUUAAUUAUAAUGUAAUUAAAAGAAUCAUUCUCUGUGUGGGAAUCGUUACGUUAAAUGUUAAUUAGAAAAAAUUACGUGAACGAUCAUAAAGAUGAAACACACGAACAAAAAUAAUGUUCUAAUCAUAAUCACGAGGAACGACGGUCCUUAAUUAAUUAAUGACUGUCGUCGAAACAUUUUUCGAUGCGUAAAGUACCUGCUGCGAGAAUUUGGACGACAAACCUCGUUUCUAUGCCACUGAUGCUAGUCAACGAGAGUCCAAAGCACACAAAAUAAAGAGAAUAAUAUAUUUCUAGUUACACGUUAUUAAUAUUAUUACUUCCAAAGUUGACCUGUUUAUCUUGUAAGAGAAACUCGUAACAUAUCAUGGGAAUGCCUAAUCUAUUAAGGGAGUUUUAAAUGUGACAUGUUACUACAGGAUAUAUCUAACUGAAAUUAUAUUUUUAUCUUCGAUCGAUAUGUAUACUUAAAUACUAUAUAUACACAUAUUUACAUAUAGUAUUCAUAUAUUUUCCGGAUGCGUAUAUCUCUAUAAAAACUAAUGUUACUACCCUCUGAUGCGUCGUGCGUGCGUCAUGUCACAAGGGUUCACACGAUCUUUGCUUCAAAACUUUUGCAUUUAUUUAUUAGAAAAGUUCGAUUGCAUUGUCACUUUCAAUCCCUGCCCUUUUGUAUUAACAUUUUCGUCUCGGAUUAUUUAUUAUGGUAUUUAUUUAUAGUCCUAAAAUUAUAAUUCUUGAAAAUAAGGAGACGAGAAUGAGGCAAUGAACUGAAACUAAUACAUAUCAUAGGAUAAUAAAUACAUUUCCUGAACAUUUGGAAAACAUUUUUCCAUUUAUUGUUUAAACGUGCGACUCAUUAGGGGACUACAGCCGUUUCCGGCUCGAGUCUAAAGUACCUCUGUCAGAUGAAUUAAUUCCAACAUAAUUAUUAUAUAUGUGUAUAACUACGUAUAUGUAAUGUUCAAAAUUAUACUACAGAGUUGAAGAUAGUUUAAUGUGAAAUAAAUUGUGAUGCAUACAAAACAGUUAAAUCUGCUUCUUAUUUUAUAAC